CCCAUCUCCUUUUCCUUGAACAACGGGGUUUUGCGGGAUCAGGCUGGGAUCCUAUGCUCUUAUUCCCUUUCCCAAAUUCCACCUUUAUAACCCAUUAAAGCAGGGAUGGUCCACCAACAGUUAUUCUCAAGUGCUUUGGUUAAGUUUGGCCUCCAACUCAAACCCUUGGCUCUUGCCAGACCCUGGCUGCUGUAUCACUCUGGGCUUAGAUUCUGGGAAGUUAUGCUUGUGCUGAAUUACCCCUGGGAACAGCAACAUCCUUCUUAUACCGUGAAGAACCAGGCUACAGUGAAACACCUAGCACUACCACUUGCAAGGAUAAGACACAGUCAGAAAAAAAACCUCAACGUUAAAAGCAUAACUGGAAAUUCAGGUCUCAUGAUCUCAGUUCACUGCUAAAUCAGGUGUCCCUAAUGCCGAAACCCAUUUCAGCACAAUUCAAUUAUAAGAUUUUCAUUAACUAGACUUCUCCUAGUAGCUUGGCAUGAGAAUUUUUUAAAGAAAAAUCCUCUAUAGCAGCUGACGGGAAAAAUCUUCAGCCUCGUCAGAGUACCAGAUUCGUUUACGCACCAGUUUAUGGACUCUUGCUUAUUAAUCUUGCCAGGACACCACUCUUUGCCUACAAUAAUAUCUAUUCUGUCUGCAAUUUAUUUGCUGUUUUCAAUGCUCUGACAGUCCGGGUAGCUGGAAAGGGGGCAGCACAGCAAGUCUAAUGGGAGCUCACUGCGCAGAACUGUGCUCAGGGUCCUGCCGUCUGCUGCUUCCAGGCAUUUCACGCAUCGGAGGAGCGGAGCUGCCCAUACUUCCUAUGCUCGUACAAUCCUGGCAGCUCAGCUCAUCUUCAGCAGCCUCUGUCGACAGACAGUAAUUCAUAACACCAUGGAGAGCAUACACGCUCUCCUUCUAACCGCUGCUCUUUGCAUUCUCUCUCAAGGCUGCGGCGGCUCCGAGGCCGAGCACCGGCUGUACGCGGCCCUCUUCAAGAACUACAACCAGUUCGUCCGGCCCGUGAAGAACGUCUCGGACCCCGUCAUCAUCCAGUUCGAGGUGUCCAUGUCCCAGCUGGUGAAGGUGGACGAAGUCAAUCAGAUAAUGGAAACCAACCUGUGGCUCAAGCACAUUUGGAAUGAUUACAAGCUUCGGUGGAAUCCAGCAGACUAUGGAGGUGCUGAAUUCAUCCGAGUACCAUCUGGCCAGAUCUGGAAGCCAGAUAUUGUUUUAUAUAACAAUGCAGUUGGGGAUUUCCAGGUCGAUGACAAGACAAAGGCCCUACUGAAAUACACAGGUGAUGUGACCUGGAUACCCCCGGCUAUAUUUAAAAGCUCGUGUAAAAUAGAUGUAACCUACUUCCCAUUUGACUAUCAGAACUGCACCAUGAAGUUUGGUUCCUGGUCUUACGAUAAAGCCAAGAUUGACUUGGUUUUAAUUGGCUCUACAAUGAACCUGAAAGAUUACUGGGAGAGUGGAGAAUGGGCUAUUAUUAAAGCUCCUGGGUAUAAACAUGACAUCAAAUAUAACUGCUGUGAAGAGAUAUAUACAGACAUCACAUACUCUCUUUAUAUUAGGCGUUUACCUUUAUUUUACACUAUCAACAUGAUUAUUCCAUGUCUACUGAUUUCUUUUCUGACUGUAUUAGUUUUCUAUUUGCCUUCAGACUGUGGUGAGAAAGUGACACUCUGUAUAUCAGUCCUUCUAUCUUUAACAGUGUUUCUUCUUGUUAUCACGGAGACUAUACCUUCUACGUCCCUGGUAAUUCCACUGAUUGGGGAAUACCUCCUUUUCACUAUGAUAUUUGUAACUCUGUCUAUUGUCAUUACGGUAUUUGUACUUAAUGUACACUACAGAACACCCAAGACACACACAAUGCCUGUGUGGGUGAGAACCAUCUUCUUGAACUUACUUCCCAGGAUCAUGUUUAUGACAAGGCCUGCCAGCGAUGAAGAGACUAAUCAGAAGUCAAAACCAUUUUACACUUCCGAGUUUUCAAACUUAAAUUGCUUCAACAGUUCUGAAACCAAAUGCUGCAAAGAUGGCUUUGUAUGUCAAGAUAUAGCAUGCAGCUGUUGCCAAUAUCAGAGAAUGAAGUUCUCAGAUUUCAGUGGCAAUCUCACAAGAAGUUCAAGCUCUGAAUCUCUAGAUCCUCUGUUUUCAUUUUCAGUUCUGUCACCAGAAAUGAGAGAUGCUAUUGAAAGUGUUAAAUACAUCGCAGAAAAUAUGAAAAUGCAGAACGAAGCAAAAGAGAUUCAGGAUGACUGGAAAUAUGUUGCCAUGGUAAUUGAUCGUAUUUUUCUAUGGGUUUUCAUCCUGGUAUGUAUUCUAGGAACAGCAGGAUUGUUUUUACAACCUUUGAUGGCUGGAGAUGAAAUGUAAAAAAUCAAAAUGUUAUAUUGUGAAGUCAAAUAAAACUUUUGCCAACCAAACUCUGCACUCCUACCCCAGCACCUGAUCUCUCUUCUAUGUGUUUCAGUAGUAGAAUAAGGAUCUUUCUUGGCCUCAACUUUGCUUGACCAAGAAGGCUUUAUUAAAAAAUGUGAAAACAUGAAAACAGUAUUUUGAACCAUUGUGACAGCUAAUUCCAAAGUAAUGUGCACUAUACUUGCCAGCUAUUUUUUAAAAUAACUGGAAAAGAUGCAGAUCGUACAUUAAACUUUCUAUUAAUGUUUUAAGAAGCUAGUAAAGAAAUUGAAAAUUGCAUGAAUAUUCUGAGAGUCAAGACAAGUAGAAUACUUUGGGCAACUUUGUCUGGUGUUAAGUACCUUGAAUUCCUGACAGGAUCUUCUGGGAAUAAGUUCAUAUUUAGUUUAAGGAAUGCCCUCAUGAGGAUGAAAUGAUUUAGAAAGCAUACAUACCAAAUUGUUUGAAUGCAGAACAUUGCCACCUAGUGUAUAAACUGAUGCAAACUGUGGGAAGAAAGGACUAUGGGCACAUUUAUUACAGAAGAAAAAGAAAUAGGUGAGUAAUAGAUGAUGGUAAUUAAAGCAUUGUCAUGUAGUGUCUGUGUAUCCCCGUAUAGUCACUGCAUGAGGAGUCUGUCAAAGUCAUCUAAACAUAAUAACGUUUAAAACUGUAUACAAAUCAAACACAGUAAGAUGCAGUCAGUGGGUUAUGCAAAGUAUCAAAAUGCGGUAUGAUAUUUUGGACACAGAAACAUCCUGCACGGUGUUUUAUUAUAACAGAAGGCAUGUAGAUAUUAAAUAUUCCUGUAAAGUAUGCUAAAAUUGUCUCUUGGGUAUAUGACUUUUUUUUUUUAAUUAAUAUCUGCAAAUCAUUUAAUAAUAAUAAAUAAUGAAUAAACCAUGCAACAAAAUACUGUAAUGAGAAAAUGUUUUGUAACGAUAUGAACCAUUCUCUCUGUACCAAACUGGAAACUUUUUAGAAAUGCAGUGGUAUCAAAUGAUGUAACUGUUAUAAAAAUAAAGAGAAUGAAGCUGUUGAAAAUAGUGAUUUUUUUUUCCCAUUUAUUUUGACCAAGUGACAAAAGCCAUAUAAAGCAGCAUUAGGUACAAUUCAGCACAUUCAGAAACGAGUUACAUAAGUAGCUUAUGGAUGCUUCUGGGUCUGUUAUUUUUUUCUUUUUUCAUUUCAAACACAUCUCAGGAUGGGCUGGAGACACCAAGGAUUUGAGCAUCAUCUUUCUAAUCUGAACAUAUCAUAUGAUUAUAGAAACACCUUAAAGAAUUUCAAGGAUUUGCAAAAAUUGUUAGUUACUAGUAUAAAGAUUGGGACUCCAUUGCCAAUACGCUGCCAAACAUCUCAUGAUAUAAUUGGGCAGUAUCCUCCGGUCAUCAUUGAACAAAAAGAUGCAGUAAGGGAGUUAGUAUGUGUAUAUAUAUAUAUAUAUAUAUAUAUAUAUAUAUAUAUAUAUAUAGUCUAUACCUUUCCUUACUUUGUUUUCUGUUCAGAUAAAUUUCAAUAAGCAAUUCAAAAACAAGGAGGACUAUAAAAAAAUUUUGAUUUUGAAGAGAAAAGAAGAUAGCUAAAGUACUUUGCAUUUUCACACAAAGUUACUGAUGCAUUAGUCUUAGUAAUACUGAGAAAGUUAAAAAUUACAUUAAUGGAUUAAAUCAGAUAAUCAUUAUAAAUUCAACUUUAAAAUAAGUUAUUGUGGGAAUACAGAAUAUACUGAUAUCUAAUGACAGAUGUAAUUGUAUAUCUAAGAAGAGAUUCCUUUUUUAAUCAUAAUUAUUUGAAAUUAGAUUUUAAAAAUUAUAAAAAAAAUAGAACAUUGGUUGGCAUCAUUUCCCUGCCCAUGAGACUGAAGAAGCUAUACAAAACCAAGAACAUCCUGCAGAUGAAAGAAUUUGAAAUAAACUUCCGGUUAUAUAUGUUAUGACAUGAGCAAUCGGUAUUAUAAUCAGUACAAUGUCAAAUAGAGCUAUUCUAAAGGUGAUAGAGGAAAAAUGUAUCUUUUCCCCAAAUCCAUAACUACUAUUACUUACAUUAUUAACAAUAUAACAAUUUACAUUAAACUUUUCACCUAAACAUGCUAUAAUUGGUCUGAGAAUUUAACCAAACAAAAAACUUACCAAGAUUUGUUCUUCCUUGACAUUACUCCAUUAGUCUUGCAGGAUACAAAUAUGUUAUAAAAUAACAUAGUAAGUAACUAUCAAAACUUAGGUGUAGGAAAACACCAUCUCAUCUCUUUCAGAAAUAAAACUUUGAAGAAAAGUGACAUUGAAAUGAAUUUGAAUUUAAAUUCAUUAU
This is a messenger RNA of Cygnus olor (mute swan), 4704 nucleotides long. RefSeq names its product cholinergic receptor nicotinic alpha 3 subunit (gene CHRNA3). The transcript is spliced from 6 exons. Gene Ontology annotation, biological process: monoatomic ion transmembrane transport; nervous system process; chemical synaptic transmission. Gene Ontology annotation, molecular function: transmembrane signaling receptor activity; acetylcholine-gated monoatomic cation-selective channel activity. Gene Ontology annotation, cellular component: synapse; neuron projection; postsynaptic membrane. The record is from RefSeq and is a predicted model, not a curated record. The coding region runs from base 880 to 2370 and encodes 496 amino acids. Lineage: Eukaryota; Metazoa; Chordata; Aves; Anseriformes; Anatidae.